Paramecium primaurelia is the source of this 426-nucleotide messenger RNA. The record is from the annotation of a GenBank genome assembly. NCBI's taxonomy places the organism in Eukaryota, Ciliophora, Oligohymenophorea, Peniculida, Parameciidae.
AUGACACUUAUUAAGGGAAAAUAUAUAAAAAUAUUAUAAUCAAUAGGCAAUUAUACGUAAAAUAAAAUUUUAUAUUUUGAGAUAUUAACACAGGAAUAGGCUAUUCAGAAUAUUGAGAUUUCAUUAAGGUAUUGUCCCUCUUAGUGUUCAAUAUGCAGUGAAUAAUUCAAUUGUAUUAGGCGUAAUACGAAUUACUACAUUUCAAAAUGGAACUUAUGUGUUUUAUGCACUGGUAAUAUUUAAUUUAAAAUUAAUGUCACUAAUAACUUAGAUUUGAUACUACUGAUGCAUCAAAAUUUACUCUAAUUUUAAUUAGUUGUAGAUUCCAGACUAUUAAUAAAAGAAUUUAUUUCAUUAGAAAUUAUUCCUGUUAUGUAUUCUGAGAAUCGAGUGGUUAGUUAAACAGGUUAAAAUUUGCCUAAAUGA